AUGGAGCGAUUUGGGACUAUAAAUGAGCCAGAAGUAGUCGGCCAACACUGCGAACAUGAGCGGAUCACCAGGGCGGCAUUUGCUUGCCCUCCAGGUAUCAAGGUAUCGGAUGGCCGAUGCUUCGAAGAGCUGAGCCUUCACCAGCUAGCAGGAAGAUCAGGACCGGAAGGCCAUGUAGGAUGGGGUACCAACGGAGCAGUUGGUGCUCCGGACAUGUUAGACCCAAUCCCGGAAGGUCCAGAGGCUCACUGCGACAAUGCUGAUUUCCUAGACGCAGAAGCGCACGGGCUAGGCAUUGCAUACCCACGCACGCGCGAGGAAGCUACAGCACAACUACAGACCUGCACGAAUCAUAUGCGCCUAAGGUUCCUUGAGGGCGUAGAUGCGGCGGAUAAGAUUGUAGACCAAAAUGCACGGAUCGUUACGCCUGAAGUUGAUAUCUCGGGCAGUGAUUGCCGCUUCUCAUUCCCGGAGCUCCAGAUGCACUGGUUCUCGAGGGGCAAAUGCUCCGCUAUCGAGGGCUUCGGUAGAGCUUUGCACGGAAUUCAAGACUUCUAUGCACAUAGCAACUGGGCCGAUGAGGCGAAGCCACCUUAUGGACUGACUAACCCACCAGGCCUGAAGCUUGACGGUAGUCCCGUGUUUCUGGAUUUGCGCGCAGAGAACAACAUCACUGACCAGGUGCCUCAUGAUUUAUCUACAGGCUGCUUCGGUGGCAUCAUGACAGAUGGCCCAGAAGGCAAAGCGGGACAUCCUCUAGAGCCCGGCUCGCUCGACUGCAGAGGCCGGGUCACUCACCACACGCUCAACAAGGACAAUGGAAUUGUUGACUGGGUCACUGGGAAGACGACCAAGCCCGGUCCGAACACCCCACGGAGCGACGUACCGGGUAAUUUUGAGCGGGCAGUUAGUGCAGCUAUCAAGGACUCCAGGCGGCAGUGGCGUUACUUCCGCGAGCAGAUCCGCAGGACGUACGGGAAAGAGAGGGGCAACAUCAUCAUUUGCGCGUUGAUUCGCGAUGAUCCAACGCAGGACUGCUAUGGGCGAAGGGUCGCCAUCCUACAAGAUGCGCUACGAAACACGAGCAGAAUCGCAGAGAUGCAGAUCCCCAUCCAGGCCUGGCUUCUGCAAGAGAUCGAAGGGAGUGCGCAUGACGAGGGACCUGGCGAAGGCGUGACUCCUCAGAAUUCUACAAAGAGCAUGGGAUCGAGCGGUCAGCUGGAAGAGGAAGAGGCUGAUGAUAAGGGGCACCUUGUGGAGCACUUACAUCAUCCUACACAUGACGGUCUUGAUGUCGGCGGCGCGUUCAAAGCUCUCCGCCACAACGCAACUACCUUCCCUACCAACAAGACUGCCAUCAUAGCGCUGACCAAGACACGAAACCUGCACCUUGACGAGCAGAUCGCGCACGUAUGGCACGCCGGAGACGAAGGCAUCCGCGUUCACUUUGGACUCCUUCCACCUCCACGCUAUCCAUCAGAAGCACCAGAGACAAUCGACGAAGACGCAGCAACGAUCAAGGCGAAAGAGCAAGACCUCAUCACCAGCGUCCUCCGCACAGGCGGAACCUACAGUAUCCUCCAAAACGAAGAAGCAGUACCAAGUUUCUUAGACCACGUGGUCUCGCGCGGCCUCACGCAGUACGACAACGCCAGGGACACCGCUACUCUACUCCCUGCUGGUCUUUCUAUCAGCGACUACGUAACUCCCGAGUCUGAGCCCCGCCGCUUCUCUUUCGACGCGAGUGAGCUCGAUAACGCUAUUAUCUCCGUCCACUCCAUCACGCACAAGCUCUCGCUGCACGUGGCCAUGCGACACGUCCGCAGGAAUGAGGUCGUCAAGGAGCUUGACAUUGGUCUGAAUGGCAACGCAACGUUUAGAGCUAAGCUGGGAAUCGGCGACAUACCGCGUACAGAUGCGUGGUUCGAGCUGGAAGUAUCGCAUGCCGAGGGAAGUGGGUUUGUUGGCAGCGGUCUGUUUGAGGUCAGCAUCGAGACGGAGAACGUGGAGUCGUAUCAUUCUUCCAAGGCGAAAGGAGAGGUUCCUGCGGUUGAGAAGGAAGCUGAUGGACCUGUGCACAAUGAACUAUAG
Molecule: messenger RNA, 2091 nt
Organism: Didymosphaeria variabile
Lineage: Eukaryota; Fungi; Ascomycota; Dothideomycetes; Pleosporales; Didymosphaeriaceae
Exons: 2
Coding region: 1-2091 (696 amino acids)
Source: RefSeq, a predicted model, not a curated record